AUCAGGGCGUGGCAGGGGUUGCCUUCGAAGCCGCUUGUUCCCAUUCGGGUCGUACCCGGAGCCGUCUUGCCCACAGGCCCGGCUGCUUUCUCCCCGCGAUGCUUCAGGUGCGAGGAACACCUGCCAUGAAGUUGCCCAGUGAGUAGAACUCAAGUGCAGAGGAGCUCAGCGGUCCGGGACGCAGAGAAAAGGUCAUUUUUCUAACCGUUAAGGUGUCGCUGGCCUCAGUUCAUAGACCAUGCCUACCAAUUCCUCAUGGAAAUCCACUAACGCUAGCACCCCCACCACCAUAACCCCCACUACCGCUUUCAACCAAACCACCACCACAGCCGCACCAGGGUUUAUUGACCAACUGCUGAAUAAGAUCCCCUUGCCAAGAUGGGCCAUCUACGCCAUACUGGCGCUCAUCCUCCUGGUGUUCCUCAUCUGCAUUCUGUGCAUCUGUGUAAAAUGCUGCUGUAAAAGGAAGAAAAACAAAAAGAAGAAGCCGGACCAACAGAUUAAUCUGAAAGAUGUGAACGGCACCACAACCACUGCGCUGGUCCAGCCUGCGGUAGAUGAUGUGGAUUACAGAUCCGCUGACAAGCCCCGGGGAAGACUUCUUUAUUCCCUUGAGCACAACGCACAGACCUCAGAGCUCACAGUGGGAAUCAAGGAAGCCGCAGCACUGAAAGCCAUGGAUCUCGGAGGAACAUCUGAUCCCUAUGUUAAAGUGUACUGCCUUCCUAAGAAGUCAAAGACCUAUGAGACCAAAGUGUUCCGGAAAACUCUCAAUCCAGCGUUCAAUGAGAAUUUCAAAUUCCAGAUACCACAAGCCGAGCUCGGUGAAUCUACACUGGUGAUGCAAGUGUUUGACUUCAACCGGUUCUCCAAACAUGACAUCAUGGGCGAGCUGCGUCUGCAACUCAACACGGUGGACUGGAACCACGUAAUCGAAGAGUGGAAGGACCUCACUGAGCCGUCCAAAUUCGAGCAAGAGAACCUGGGAGAGAUCUGCUUCUCCCUACGAUACGUCCCAACAGCCAGCAAGCUCACCGUUGUGAUCCUGGAAGCCAAAAACCUUAAGGGGAUGGACUUGGAUGGUUCUUCAGAUCCCUAUGUGAAAGUGCAGCUGAUCUUGGACAAGAGGAAGUGGAAGAAAAAGACAACAUCUGUUAAGAAGAAAACUCUGAAUCCCUACUUCAAUGAGUCAUUUACCUUCGACGUGACCUUUGAACAGAUUCAGAAACUGCAGUUGGUGAUCUCGGUGUGGGACCAUGACAACCUGAGCAGAAAUGAUGCCAUGGGCAAGAUCUUCUUGGGCUGCGAUGCUUCGGGCAAUCAGCUGCGGCACUGGGCGGAUAUGCUGUCGAACCCACGUCGGCCAGUGGCCCAGUGGCACACCCUGCUGUCAGCAGAGCAGGUUGACUCCACCCUGGCUCUCAAGCACAACUUCAGGAUACCUUUCACCAACAAGACCUUCUGAAGACACUCCUAAUGCCUCUUCAUACCUCUAUAGCACUGUUGUUUGUGUUUGUGUGUAUGUUUGCCUUGUAAUAGAAUGGUAUCCUGUCCAAGAUGUACUCUUCCUCAAAACUCAUGCUUCUGGGAUAGGCUCCAGAUCAGAAAAACCUUGUCCCUGGAAAAGUGGAUAUUUUUGAUGAAUGAAUAACCCUAGCAUACUUUGAACAAAAAUGAAAUGGACAAAUGAGGAAUGAACAUCACAAAACAAAAAUACGGUAAAUCAUCAUAUGUGGGCUUGGAGAGUGAUUUCAUUUUAUUAUGCAGAUAUGUAAUUUGUAUACCUCUUAAUAUAGAUAUUUGUGUAUUUAUGGCUGUCCUAAUGUAAUUCUUCCACUUAUUACUAUUACCCUUUGGAGCACCAUGGAAAUAGAGCCCAAUUAUCAAGAUAUUGUUCAUCCUCAGUGUUGCACCAACUUGUCACCUUAUAAAACUGACAUAAUGCUUCUAAAUUUAUACCAAGUGACCUUUUCAAAUCGAACGUGAAAUAACCUGGGAAAUGUAUGAGUACCAAAUAUACAGACUUGCUUACAUUUAAUCAUACUAGCCU
Scleropages formosus (Asian bonytongue) is the source of this 2050-nucleotide messenger RNA. RefSeq names its product synaptotagmin VIII (gene syt8). Lineage: Eukaryota; Metazoa; Chordata; Actinopteri; Osteoglossiformes; Osteoglossidae. Gene Ontology annotation, biological process: calcium ion-regulated exocytosis of neurotransmitter; synaptic vesicle endocytosis. The coding region runs from base 239 to 1465 and encodes 408 amino acids. Gene Ontology annotation, molecular function: calcium ion binding; calcium-dependent phospholipid binding; phosphatidylserine binding. The transcript is spliced from 9 exons. The record is from RefSeq and is a predicted model, not a curated record. Gene Ontology annotation, cellular component: plasma membrane; exocytic vesicle; dense core granule.